This is a messenger RNA of Bombina bombina (fire-bellied toad), 2082 nucleotides long. RefSeq names its product gastrula zinc finger protein XlCGF26.1-like. The record is from RefSeq and is a predicted model, not a curated record. Bases 97 to 1773 code for a protein of 558 amino acids. Lineage: Eukaryota; Metazoa; Chordata; Amphibia; Anura; Bombinatoridae. The transcript has 2 exons.
CACGGCCAGAGCACUGAGAGAUAUCAGGUAUUGAUGUAACUGGAGUGAAUAAGGGAACCUUCUUCCUGAGCACAGACAUUGGAGCCUGUUAUCAGCAUGAACUCAAAUGUGUUAGACAAACACGUCAAUAGUUCAUAUCUAUCCUUCACUACAGUCUUAGACACCAAUGACUAUUCACAAACAUUGGGGAUAUCACAGCAGAUAUUUAAAGAAGAUGGUGAAUUAUCAGGAACUGGGCAGCAAUCACUAUGUACGGAGAGUAAUUUAGUCAUCAAACAAGAGGACAACAUUGAUGCCUUAUCUAGUGAAAUUAUUAUCCCUGAGGAUAAACCACACACAUUUACUGAGUUUUCAAAACAUAUUAAAGAAGGGAAAAGUCUACAGUCUAGCCAAAUGAUUCAUACAAAGGAGAAACAUUUUCAAUGUACAGAAUGUGAGAAAAGCUUUAAAUGGAAGUCUCCUCUACUAGAACACUACAAAAUUCACACCGGUGAGAAACCAUACACAUGUUCUGAGUGCUGCAAAUGUUUUACACAAAUGAAUUAUCUGAAAACUCAUAAAAAGAUUCACACAGGAGAAAAGCCUUUCACAUGUACAGAGUGUGGAAAAAGUUUUACACAAAAGAGUGAUCUGAAAAAGCAUGAAAGGAGUCACACAGGAGAAAAGCCUUUCACAUGUACAGAGUGUGGGAAAAGUUUUACACAAAAGAGUGAUCUGAAAAAGCAUGAAAGGAUUCACACAGGAGAAAAGCCUUUCACAUGUACAGAAUGUGGAAAACGUUUUAUGCACAUGAGUCAUCUGAAAUAUCAUAAAAUGAUUCACACUGGAGAAAAGUCAUUCACAUGUACAGAGUGUGGGAAAAGUUUUACACAAAAGAGUGAUCUGAAAAAGCAUGAAAGGAUUCACACAGGAGAAAAGCCUUUCAAAUGUACAGAGUGUGGAAAAUGUUUUAUGCACAUGAGUGAUCUGAAAUCUCAUGAAAUGAUUCACACAGGAGAAAAGCCUUUCAAAUGUACAGAGUGUGGAAAAUGUUUUAUGCACAUGAGUGCUCUGAAAUCUCAUGAAAGGAUUCACACAGGAGAAAAGCCUUUCAGAUGUACAGAGUGUGGAAAAAGUUUUACACAAAAGAGUCAUCUGAAAACUCAUGAAAGGAUUCACACAGGAGUAAAGCUUUUCAAAUGUACAGAGUGUGGAAAAUGUUUUAUGCACAUGAGUGAUCUGAAAUCUCAUGAAAGGAUUCACACAGGAGAAAAGCCUUUCACAUGUACAGAGUGUGGACUAAGUUUUAUACAAAAGAGUGAUCUGAAAAAGCAUGAAAGGAUUCACACAGGAGAAAAGACUCUCACAUGUACAGAGUGUGGAAAAAGUUUUAUGCACAUGAGUCAUCUGAAAUAUCAUAAAAUGAUUCACACAGGAGAAAAGUCAUGCACAUGUACAGAGUGUGGAAAAAGUUUUACAAAAAAGAGUGAUCUGAAAAAGCAUGAAAGGAUUCACACAGGAGAAAAGCCUUUCACAUGUACAGAGUGUGGAAAAAGUUUUACACAAAUAAGUAGUCUGAAAAAUCAUGAAAGGAUUCACACAGGAGAAAAGCCUUUCACAUGUACAGAGUGUGGAAAAAGUUUUACACAAAAGAGUGACUUGAAAAAGCAUGAAAGGAUUCACACAGGAGAAAAGCCUUUCACAUGUACAGAGUGUGGGAAAAGUUUUACACGAAUGGGUAAUCUGAAAACUCACGAAAGGAUUCACAAGGGAAGAAACCUUUCACAUGUUUAGAAAGUGGAAAAAAGGUUUAUUAUUGAAAUCGGGUAUCACAAAACACCAAAUAUUUACACACAAAUAAACUUUAUAAACACAGUGUGCAAACCUUUUUACAAUUAUCAUAAAGAAGACAAACUCUCUAAAUAGAAGCAUCAAAAAGGAUGAUAUUGUGAAAGAAACACUGGGGGACACUAUCGUGACCCCACAAAAGCCAGGGAUUUCAGCACUCGAGUUACUUGUAUGAAAUAACUUAGUCAAUCACUCAUAUUUGGAUAAAUCAAAAAAUAAAACUUAUUUUGGUCAUUUUCACUCCGGUGCAAAUUA